Molecule: messenger RNA, 1062 nt
Organism: Ictalurus punctatus (channel catfish)
Lineage: Eukaryota; Metazoa; Chordata; Actinopteri; Siluriformes; Ictaluridae
Gene: socs1a
Product: suppressor of cytokine signaling 1a
Exons: 2
Coding region: 240-800 (186 amino acids)
Biological process (GO): intracellular signal transduction; phosphatidylinositol phosphate biosynthetic process
Cellular component (GO): phosphatidylinositol 3-kinase complex
Molecular function (GO): 1-phosphatidylinositol-3-kinase regulator activity
Source: RefSeq, a predicted model, not a curated record
ACGCACUGCAGUUAGCGAGCUCGCGUGGAAACUAAUGCAGACCAGAGCUCAGGCUUUAGGCCAAUGGACUUAACUCAGCGCGGUGUGGAGUUCAUACACAGCCCGAACAGACGCCAUGUUUCCCCGGUCUCCUGCUCUCUGUUACAGGCUGUGCUGAACGACCUCAUGAUCCUCGCCUAGAUGACCUUUCUGACGCUACGCUAUGGAAGACAGCGCCAGGAGCUGGUCUUCCCUGUAGGAUGGUAGCGCACGGCGCCGUGGAAGACACGUCAGGCACGUCAGCGGAUCACCAAGCCCCGGUCUUGCACCCCGAAAACCGCACGCACUUCCGCUUGUUCAGGAAUGAGAGCGAAUACAAGAUCAUCAACGAGACCAAAUCUAUGCUAGAGGAGAGUGGAUUCUACUGGGGGGCCAUGAAAGUCGAGGAGGCCCAUCACAAGCUCAAGAAUGAACCCGUGGGAACUUUCCUGAUCCGGGACAGUCAACAGACAAACUUUUACUUUACACUGAGCUACAGGGCGUCUUCAGGUCCCGCCAGCGUUCGCAUACACUUCCAGGGCUUGCGCUUCAGUCUCAUGGGGAGCAAGGUGUCGUUCGAGACGCUCUUCCAGCUGUUGGAACACUACACCAGCCCUGCUAAGAAGAUCCUGCUGCGGCCAUGCAGGAAGCAGCCGGUACGCUCGCUCCAGGAACUGUGCCGCAAACGGAUUAUAGAAGUGUCUGGAGCGCAGUCUAUCGAAGAACUUCCGGUCAAUCCCAUCGUCAAAGACUUCCUCCGCUCUUUUCCGUAUCGGCUCUGAAGACUCGGACGCAUUAACACACCGCUAAGGAAAUAUGCUUGCCAUACUUGCCGGCACCAAACACGCACUUUGUAGCACAUUUUGGAAAGACUUGAACAGUUGGAAGUUUACGUCAUCUUUGAAUGUUUACACUAUCAUGCAGGGAGUCACACUGCUUCCUGUGAUUAUAUUUUUGCUAUGCAAAAAGCUAUAUUUCUCCAUCAGUAUUUUUAUAAUAAUAAUAAUAAUAAUAAUAAAAUGUAUUUUUAAACCUUUGAAAAAA